CCACCACCAUCCUAUAACAGCAACUCGACCAAUAUUCCUUGACAGAAUUACAACGAUACAACCGGCACACGCCUCGACACAACCGCAAUCAUGGCUGAUACUGCUGAAGUAACCGAACGCAAGCCUCGUAAGUCUGUUCAAUUUUCUGAAGGCGCCACGAUUGUCGACAGCAACGGCGACGUCACCAAAUCCAUGGAGCUGAACGGCGGCAAAGAUUCUGCCGAGGGUCACUCCUCUGGUGGCGUAGGCGAGGACAAGGAGGUCGACGAGGUCACCGACAUGUUCGCUGACCUCGCCAAGAAGAAGAAGAAGAAGUCGACCAAGAAGAAGGAGGGUGAGGAGGAAGAAGGUGCAGAGGGCGACUUUGCCGCGCUCAAGAAAAAGAAGAAGUCGACCAAGAAGAAGGUCGAGGACGAUUUCGAGGCUAAGCUCGCUGCUGCGGGUGGCGAAAAGGCCGAGGGCGAAGAAGAGGCCGCUGUCGCAGAGCCAGAAGUUCAAGAGGGCGACAUGAUGAAGGGCACUGGCAUUUGGCAACACGACCAGACGACUCCCAUCAGCUACAACCUCCUUCUGAGCCGCUUCUUCACACUCCUCCACGCGCAACACCCCGACCUCGCCAGCUCAGGCACAAAGAGCUACAAGAUCCCGCCGCCACAGUGCAUGCGUGAAGGUAACAAGAAGACGGUGUUUGCCAACCUCGCCGAGAUUUGCAAGCGUAUGAAGCGCUCCGACGAGCACGUUGCGCAGUUCUUGUUCGCCGAAUUGGGUACGAGCGGUUCAUUCGCCGAUCAGAAGCGCCUGGUUAUCAAGGGUCGUUUCCAGCAAAAACAGUUGGAGAACGUGCUGAGGCGGUACAUUGUCGAGUACGUGACGUGCAAGACGUGCCGCUCGCCCGACACGGACUUGUCCAAGGGUGAGAACCGUCUCAACUUCGUUACGUGCAACAGCUGCGGCUCAAGGCGUUCGGUCCAGGCCAUCAAGACUGGUUUCUCUGCACAGAUUGGAAAGAGACGGAGAAUGGUGGCCUAGGUGUGUUGGUGUUAUGUGGUUUACGAUGUUCAACGUUAUUGCAUGGCUUGGGCUGGUCGGGGCUUUGGGAAGCGGGCGCUCCAACGGCUGCUUUAAUGAGGCUCUCACAUCGGUUAUGGAGAUGGUCAUGAUAGAUACCAUGCAACGUCUAUGCUAUGGACAGCUGCAGGGGAUUGGGGUCGAGGCCGACCCGGAAUGAUGAAGAGUAAGCAAG
Exserohilum turcica Et28A is the source of this 1243-nucleotide messenger RNA. RefSeq lists its product as uncharacterized. Gene Ontology annotation, cellular component: eukaryotic translation initiation factor 2 complex. Gene Ontology annotation, biological process: translational initiation; formation of translation preinitiation complex; formation of cytoplasmic translation initiation complex. The record is from RefSeq and is a predicted model, not a curated record. Gene Ontology annotation, molecular function: mRNA binding; translation initiation factor binding; translation initiation factor activity. The transcript has 4 exons. Lineage: Eukaryota; Fungi; Ascomycota; Dothideomycetes; Pleosporales; Pleosporaceae. Bases 91 to 1029 code for a protein of 312 amino acids.